AGCAUAUGCCGUCAGCCUACUAAUGAGAUGCCUACAGCUGCCUCCCUCCUCUUCCAGACCUCCAUCUCCCCGUUCGCUUUCAUUAAGGCAUUCUUUGUUUAUCCAUCAUCCUUCCAGCAAAUUUCCCACCAUUUGGCUCCAUUUCUCAUUUAUAUUUUUUCUUCCCUGCCGUUUUACUCUCUGGAGCCCAUUUACUCUCUUUAUUGUCUUUGUAUCCGUUCGAACAUUCUACCUAUUCUCUAUUCUUCUCUUUUCACGAUUUUCAUUCCCACUGCGUAUCUAUACCAAUCUCUCCAUCUUUUACUUUCCAUAAUCAUUCUUCCCUCUAUCGCUUAGAAUCCACCAAUUUCCUUCCCCAAAUCUUUUAUCUGUUACCAUCUAUUUUUUGCAAUUUCUCAUCCCUUUUCAUUCUGCUUCUCCCCCUCCCACCAUCCUGCUUUUUCCUUUCUCCCUCCUGUCCUUUGCAGGCUGUGAUUCAGGGAGGGUACCGAAAUGUCUGCCAGCUGUGUCUCCUCCCUCUGAGCUGAACCCCUGGACCGUGAUUGGGAGGGAGAAUAUCUAGACGAUGCCCACAGGUACUGUUGUUGCAAGUCGUGCCUUCCCCAUGGCACCUGGAGAGCCCGAGAUAAAGAGCAGUACAUCUAUCAUCCCAUGCUUCCUGUUUGUAGAGUUGGUUCUCAUGGCUGGGACCGUCAUCCUCUCAUACCACUUUGAAUACACGGACACCUUCCCUGUUCACACGCAAGGAUUUUUCUGCUAUGAUUCGUCUUUAUCCAUGCCAUACCCAGGUCCUGAGAGUGCCAGCCGGGCACCACCACGCCUCUUAUACCCGCUGAUCACUGUCCUACCCAUCCUUACGAUCUUAAUAGGAGAGGUUUCCUCUGUCCUGAUCAAUCCUCAAUGGCGAAACAAAGAAAGGGUGAUCACAUGUGGUGACUGCUGCUUCUUCAACCCCCUACUGCGCCGUGUGGUCAGAAUCCUGGGCCUGUUCUCCUUUGGUCUGUUCUGCACGGUAAUCUUUGCUGGGGCCGUGCAGACUGUCACUGGUAACCAGACCCCGCACUUCCUGUCUGUGUGUCGCCCUAACUACACCGCUCUGGGCUGCGUAUCGCACAUCCAGUAUGUGUCAUCAGUAUAUGCUUGCACAGGAGACCCUGACCUUAUCACUGAAGCCCGCAAAGCUUUUCCCUCAAAACCUGCAGCACUGGGAGCCUAUGCGGCUGUUUACACCACGAUGUAUGUCACUCUUGUUCUGCGGGUGAAGGGAUCCCGACUGGUGAAACCCUCCCUUUGUCUGGCUUUGCUCUCCCCGUCCUGGCUUCUCUGCCUCUUACGUGUGGCUGAAUAUCGAAACCACUGGAGGGAUGUACUUGCCGGAACUAUCACUGGAUCAGCCAUAGCAGUUUUCCUGGUAACCUGCGUGUUGAAUAACUUUGGAAGCUCCGAUUCAAGACCUGAGGAAGAUGAAUUACCCCUGCAGGAGCCAGACGAAACCAUUGAUCCUGUACUGCACCAUAUUUCAACACAUGAAAAAGGCUUAAAGCUGCACCCGCAGAUGUCACUCGAUCCGCCACCUUGCCUCAUUCCUGUUACUCCAGAUGUCCUAAUACCCUCCAACUGUAUGACCAGCCAAGUGUAAAACCCUCUCACAGUCAGCGGAGGGAGAUGGCUGGGGCAGGGGUUUUUCCCAAUUCACCAUCACACUCCUAGGGUUCUAGAAGACUCUCCGGAGCAGUGUAACGUAUGCUGA
Molecule: messenger RNA, 1750 nt
Organism: Pelobates fuscus (common spadefoot toad)
Lineage: Eukaryota; Metazoa; Chordata; Amphibia; Anura; Pelobatidae
Gene: PLPPR2
Product: phospholipid phosphatase related 2
Exons: 8
Coding region: 566-1639 (357 amino acids)
Biological process (GO): phospholipid metabolic process; phospholipid dephosphorylation; signal transduction
Cellular component (GO): plasma membrane
Molecular function (GO): phosphatidate phosphatase activity
Source: RefSeq, a predicted model, not a curated record